Cucurbitaria berberidis CBS 394.84 is the source of this 1059-nucleotide messenger RNA. RefSeq lists its product as uncharacterized. NCBI's taxonomy places the organism in Eukaryota, Fungi, Ascomycota, Dothideomycetes, Pleosporales, Cucurbitariaceae. The record is from RefSeq and is a predicted model, not a curated record. Bases 1 to 1059 code for a protein of 352 amino acids. The transcript has a single exon. Gene Ontology annotation, molecular function: heme binding.
AUGCUCGUUGCGGUUUCUCUCCUUGCUAUAUCGUUCUCCUUCCUGGUUUACAAUCGCCCACCGUCAACAUGGCUUGCCUAUAUUGCGCGCGCCUGGCGGUCUGCAGCCUCUACGACGAUUCCCGACCGGUCGCAAAUGGACGCCGGCAAACGAGACGCCCCAGCUGAACCACCACAAGUAGAGCUGCAGGCUCGCACAAAGCAAGAGACUGAAAACAAUGCUCCGUCCUUCCCGUCGCCACAAACAACGCCCAAGGCUUCCCCACGAGAUGCACAGAAUGCGCCCGCAGUCCCAACCUUCACGCUCAAUGAGCACGAGAACUCAGACGACGAAGAGGAUGAAGAAGAGGACAACCUCCCACCGCCCUCGUUUCCAGCACUAAACUCGGCGCAACGAGCUUCAGCACCAACGCCCUCGUUCGCUAUGCCACCGCCCACCAAGCCAACCCUCAUGGCCCCGCCCCCGAAACCCUCAGCCUCAACCUCCCUCAUGCCACCACCACGAGUCGCGCCCUCAAGUCUACGCGCCCUUCCCACCUCCUCACAAUCAAUGCGCGUACCUACCACUGGCCCUCUGCCAAACCGCGGGCCGUUACCGAACCGGGGCCCUCCCGUUUCAAACGGUAGUCUGGGACUUCCACCCUCGGCAGGCCUCGCUGUCAAGACACCAAACGCACGCGGCAAAGUACUAUUAUCACCAGGGCACUCUCCACUCGACUGGGCAAAUCUCCUGCGCUCCGGCAAGAACCUAUCCGGUGUGGACUCGCUGGUUCGCGUCACGCCUUCGAUGCUGAAAGAGAAGAACGGGCGCAAGGGCAAGCCAGCGUGGUCGAGUUACCAAGGGAAAGUGUACAACAUGACGCCCUAUCUGCCAUUUCACCCCGGUGGAGAGGGCGAGCUGAGGAGAGCUGCGGGAAAGGACGGGACCAAGCUGUUCAUGGAGGUGCAUCCGUGGGUCAACUGGGAGAAUAUGCUGGGCGACUGCAUGGUGGGCAUUUUGGUCAGUGAGGAGCAAGCCGUGCCAAAGAUUGUGGGAGCGACUUUAGAUGAUAUGGAUUAG